CAAGAGUGAUGAGGCGAUAUCUUGCUGCGGGCCGUCUCGUCUGGCCCAACCGUGCGCUUUCGCCGGUCAUGCCGGUUGCCGGUUAUUCUUCGUCUGGCACCGCUGCAAUGACACUCGUGUCGAGGUGAGGAGCACGUUGCGUGAAAAAAACGAGCGCUAAAUCUAAAUACCACACGCGCCCUCACUUUUUGUUUUUCAUCCCCCGGCGCGUACCCGGGCGGAAAUUUGACAUUUCCGGGUUUCCGGUCAGCAGGCGGCAUAGUGCGACUUUUUGGUGGACGAUUCAAAUGUUGUUAGGGCACGACCGAAAGUGCUGAAGACGGAGUGUGUAUGUGGGUUGGAUUUCCGAGUUUGUUGGGACAGGUGAAUAAUGGAACAACUCCUCCAUGACAGAGAUAGAGUGGGAGUACAGGAUGCAGUUCUUUUGGAAAAUUACACUAGUGAAGAAGCAUUUGUAGAUAAUUUGAACAAAAGAUUCAACGAAAAUGUGAUAUAUACUUACAUUGGACCAGUGUUAAUAUCAGUAAAUCCAUACAGAGACCUGAAUAUUUAUGGACCAAAAACAGUGAAAGAAUACGACAAUAAGCAUUUCUUCGAAGUUCCUCCUCACAUAUUUGCCGUUACUGAUACCGCCUAUAGAUCGCUCAGAGAAGAAAACAGAGAACAAUGUAUAUUAAUAUCAGGAGAAUCGGGUUCUGGAAAAACCGAAGCCUCCAAAAAAGUUCUCCAUUACAUAGCAGAAGUAACAGACCACAGGGGAGACGUUGAAAAAGUCAAAGAUAAACUUUUAUUUUCCAACCCAAUCUUGGAAGCAUUCGGAAACGCGAAAACGAAUCGAAAUGACAACUCAAGUCGUUUCGGAAAGUAUAUGGACAUACAAUUCAACUUCGAAGGCAACCCAGUAGGGGGUAAUAUUUUGAAUUAUUUAUUGGAGAAAUCCAGAGUGAUAAGUCAAGUACCUGGUGAAAGAAAUUUCCACAUUUUCUAUCAAUUACUAACUGGGGCUGACGACGCGUUGAUGGACGAACUGAACUUGAAGAGAAACAUGUCUUCCUACUACUACUUGUCAAACGGGGAUAAGAGCAAUGUGGCAGUCAUUGAAGACCGAAAAGACUUCGGAGAAGUGAGGAAAGCUAUGUCAACGUUGGAAUUUACCGAAAGAGAACAAUCUGAUAUGUUUUCUAUAAUUUCUGCCAUAUUGCAUUUGGGUAAUGUUGGGUUUUCUGAAGAAGAAGGAGUUUCAACUAUCCUUAAACCUGAUAUCGUCGAUAUCGUUGCCAAGCUCCUGAAUGUUAACGCAGAAGACCUCAAAUUAGCGCUGAAGCAGAAAACAAUCGAGACCAUUCGCGAUGUGGUGACGAGCCCUCUGAACAGGGAACUAUCCAUAUAUGCAAGAGAUGCCUUGGCUAAAGCGAUUUACGACAGAUUAUUCACUUGGUUGGUCAAAAGGAUAAACAGCUCACUACAACCUGAAACUGAAAGAAAAAAUGUCGUCAUGGGUAUCUUGGAUAUUUAUGGAUUCGAAAUUUUCGAACGAAACAGUUUUGAACAACUCUGCAUAAACUACUGCAAUGAGAAACUUCAGCAGCUAUUCAUCGAUUUGACACUGAAAUCUGAACAAAACGAAUACGAGAAGGAAGGAAUCGAAUGGGAACAUAUCGAGUUUUUCGACAAUACAAUCAUCUGCGAUCUCAUUGAGAAAAAGCAUGAAUGCUUAAUUUCAUUCAUGGACGAAGAAUGUCUGAGGCCAGGAGAACCAAGUGACAUAACUCUUCUUGCUAAACUAAAUACAAAACUGUCAUAUCAUCCGCAUUACAUAAGUCAUCAGAAGGCUGAUGUGAAAUUACAAAAAAUCAUGGGAAGAGAUGAAUUUAGACUGAUUCACUAUGCUGGAGCCGUGACCUACAACGUGAAAACGUUCAUCGAAAAAAACAACGAUCUCCUGUUUAGAGAUUUGCGAGAAGUGAUGGUCAAUUCAGACAACAGUAUUAUCAAGUCAGUAUUUCUAGAAUCGGAACAAAAGAGCAAGAAGAGACCAGAGACUGCAAUCACACAAUUCAAAACGUCCGUAAAUAACCUCAUGAAUAUAUUGAGAGAUAAGGAGCCUUCAUACAUCAGAUGUAUCAAGCCCAAUGAUUCGAAAAGAGCAGCUUACUUCGACUCUCAUCUAGUCACUAAUCAAGUCACAUAUCUGGGUCUAAUGGAAAACUUACGUGUAAGAAGAGCAGGUUUCGCCUAUCGCCGAACUUACGAACAAUUCCUAAAGAGAUACAAAUGUCUUUCGAAAGACACUUGGCCAAACUACAAUGGAAACGCCAAAGACGGGGUAGAAGCUUUGGUGCGUUCCCUAGCCUAUGGCGACAAAGAAUACCAAAUGGGAAAGACCAAAAUCUUCAUUCGGCAUCCGAAGACCCUAUUCAGCACAGAAGAUGCUUUUCAACUGAAGAAAAAUGAAAUUGCUGCCAUCAUUCAAUCAGCUUGGAAAGGUUUGGUGCAGAGGAGACGCUACCUCAAAAUGAGGGAAUCUGCGAUCAUUCUCCAAAAGAAUCUGAGAAGAACCCUAGCUAUUCGGCAAGCUGAAAUCAGACGAAAAGCUGCCCAUUCAAUAAGAAGGUUCAUCAAAGGAUUCAUUACGAGAAACGACGAACCAACCGAGGACAACAAAAAAUUCCUCAGCCUGGCGAAAGUCCAAUGGCUCCAUAGACUAUCGAAAAACCUUCCCAAGGACAUACUCCACAGGACACCUUGGCCGCCUUGCCCCCAUGUUUGCAGGGACGCCUCCAGCUAUCUGGAAACUAUGUACGGCGCACACCUUUCCAGGAAAUACCGUCUCCAGCUGACUCCAGAAAGAAAGCGACAAUUUGAACUGAAAAUUCUCGCUGAAAAGUUGUUCAAAGGUAAAAAGAAGACUUACAAUGGAAGUAUUCCAAAUCCAUUUGUGUUCGACAGGGUAACUGAUGCUAGUUUUACAUUGAAAGAAAUGUACUCGGCACAAUUGAAUGGUGACAAAGAAACUUACUCGACAGAUGUGAUAAAAUAUGACAGGCAUGGCUACAAACCAAGAGAACGAAUCAUGAUGAUAAGCAAGCAGAAUCUGCAUCUUUUAGAAUGUAAAGGAUCUUUGAAACAAAAACACUGCUUGCCACUGAAACGGUUGAACUUUGUUAUAACUCCGGAAGAUGACAAACUGUUGCUUGUUCAGAUACCUGAAGACCUUGUGAAGAAAGAUAAGGGAGACCUGAUACUAGAGGUUCCAAAUUUAAUAGAAGCUAUUACUAUGAUCGUCGAUACUGUGCAGAAUUCCGAUAUGUUGAGGAUUAUCGGCCAAUCACAUAUUGAACAUAACAUGAAGGGCAAACAUGGUACAAUCGAUAUUCAACAUGGAACCGUCCCUAGAAUUCACAAAGAUAAAAGUGGUCAUCUUUUAAUAGUUGUAUCUCGCUGA
Phaedon cochleariae (mustard beetle) is the source of this 3445-nucleotide messenger RNA. The record is from the annotation of a GenBank genome assembly. Lineage: Eukaryota; Metazoa; Arthropoda; Insecta; Coleoptera; Chrysomelidae.